Messenger RNA from Portunus trituberculatus (swimming crab), 2118 nucleotides. Its product is annotated as serine proteinase stubble-like. Gene Ontology annotation, biological process: proteolysis. Gene Ontology annotation, molecular function: serine-type endopeptidase activity. The transcript has 7 exons. NCBI's taxonomy places the organism in Eukaryota, Metazoa, Arthropoda, Malacostraca, Decapoda, Portunidae. Bases 61 to 1911 code for a protein of 616 amino acids. The record is from RefSeq and is a predicted model, not a curated record.
GUUGAGGGCAUUAAUUACUGCUCAUGCGCGGCGUUGAUUCAGCCCAGCAGCCAAUUAUACAUGUACAGCAUCCGCGGCUUACCACUGCCAGUGACUCUACGUACUUCUGCAGAGAUGGUGAUGGGUGGUUUGGGCGCGGCGGCAGUCCUGUGGUUGGUGUGGGUGGGGGCAGCCUUUGGUUACUCGGUACCCAGGCCGCAACAUUCGGAAGGAGAGGAGGUGUAUUGCGAGUGCGUGCCGUUUUACCUGUGCGAGGACGACGUAAUCAUCACCGACGGCAGGAACUUGAUUGACGUGAGGACUUCUCGUCGCAGGAAGCCGGUGACCAACGUGGAGGAGUGUCCUUCACUAAUAGACGUUUGUUGUGGUCUUCCUCCGUCACCUACUACAACUACCUCCACCAUCACCACUACCACCACCACCAUGACCUCCAGCACUCUUCUCCCGAUCACCCAACCACCCACGCUGCCCCCGGACACUCCCUGCCAGUGUGUAGGAUUCCUUGAGUGUCCCGCCAAGCUUCUGGUGAAUGAUGGCAAAGGGAGCACUAGUCUGGAGUUCUUGGGUUUGACUUACUCACACUCUCAGUGCCAAGACACCUUUACCCUCUGCUGCGCCGACAAGACUACCCCUACACCAACACCAACGCUUACGCCCACGCCCAUGCCCACCGCGCCGCAGUGUGAGUGCGUAAAGCCCUACCUCUGCGAUGAGGACGGCUACAUCAUCGUGUACGGCCAAGGUUUGCAAGACAUCAGGAAAUUUACGUCGUCAGUGUUCCCGCUGGAUUCCGGCGAAUGUUCCGACAGUUACUUCGUCUGCUGCCUCCCUCCACUGGCCCCAACGUCCUUCCAUACUCCUUCCGCCGCUUCCACUACUACCACCACCACCUUCACCACCACCACCACCUCCACCAGCACUACUACUGAAUCCACCACCCCUCCCUUAUUCCGCAACCCUACUACAUCUACAGUGUCUUCCCCCACCACCCCCACCGCCACCACCACCCCGACAACCACUACCACCGAGGACCCUCCCAUCACCUGUGGCAUCAGAAACUUCGACGGAAUAGCGGCGCGAAUCAUCGGGUUCCAGGACGGGGAAAGCCAGUUCGGUGAGUUCCCUUGGAUGGCAGCCGUGGUCAAUAGCGCUCCAUUCAUGGGCAUGCCCUCCUACCGCUUCGUGGGAGGCGGCACGCUAAUCUACCCACGUGUUGUCCUCACGGCAGCCCAUAAAGUUGUGAAUGUGAACGUGAAUCACUUGGCGGUGCGGCUCGGGGAGUGGGACACGCAGAAAGAACAGGAGCCCUACCCGCACCAAGACAUCGAGGUAGAGAAAGUAGUGGUGCAUCCGAAAUUCUUUGCUCCAGCUCUCUUUUACGACGUCGCCCUCCUGUUCCUGAAGGAGGAGGCAGUUCUCGCGCCCCACGUCAACACCCUGUGCAUGGCGGAGGACUUAGACGACGUUGACACCUCCGCCUGUGUCAUCAACGGCUGGGGAGUGGAUCGUUUCGAUAUAGGAACGUACCAGUUAGUCAUGAAGAGCCUGACCCUACCUCUCGUGCACACACCGGAGUGUCAGAACAGCUUGAGGACCACCAGACUGGGACGUUUCUUCCGCCUGCACCCAACCUUCAUUUGUGCCGGCGGAGAGAAGGGGAAGGACGCAUGUAAGGGUGAUGGGGGCGGUCCGCUGGCCUGCCCUAGGAAAGACGGUGUGCCUGGGCAGUACCUCCUAGUGGGCAUCACAGCGUGGGGCAUCGGCUGCGGCGAGGACGGAGUGCCUGGAAUAUACGUUAAUGUGCCUUACUUGUACUCCUGGAUCACUGACACCGCUACACUCCACCUCACCAGCACUACCGCCACCACCAUCAACACCACCACUGAACCUACACCAACUCCAUUUUUAUAAACGACGUAUUUCUGGGUAGUUUAGAUGUAAGUGCUGUGGGUAUGUAAUGUAAUAUAUCAUAUGUAUUCCCUGUCCCUCUGAUUAACGUACGCCUGGCAACCCUACGUAAGCCUCAGUCUUGCUGGCGUCUCCAAGGCAGGCAGGCGUACGGGGAUCCUUCCAAGGCUUUCUCUGUGUUCCUCUGCUUGAAUACACAUACUCCAGUUA